Messenger RNA from Parastagonospora nodorum SN15, 1485 nucleotides. RefSeq lists its product as hypothetical. Gene Ontology annotation, cellular component: cytosol. Lineage: Eukaryota; Fungi; Ascomycota; Dothideomycetes; Pleosporales; Phaeosphaeriaceae. The record is from RefSeq and is a predicted model, not a curated record. The transcript has a single exon. Bases 1 to 1485 code for a protein of 494 amino acids. Gene Ontology annotation, molecular function: guanyl-nucleotide exchange factor activity. Gene Ontology annotation, biological process: positive regulation of GTPase activity.
AUGACUUUGGUACGGUUGUCUCCACAUCAGAUAUACGACACUCUCCUAAUACAAAUAGAUCCUGCAAAAGCAGCAGCGGCAUCUCUUCGCUUGGACGCCACAAUCUCUCGCGAGCUCUUCCUCCAAAACGUCCCAGAACCUGCUCUGGACUACGCCGUCGAUCUCCUUACCUGGACCACUGGAAAGCUCACAGCAGAUCAGCUAAAAGACGAAUACUCCCUCGAAACCUUUGCCGGCCUGCUGAAAGUCGCUCUUCAAUACGACGAAGACCACUAUCACGAAUACGUCGCCAUUCUCGUGCAUUACAUCCAAGAUCCUGAGUUCCAACAGUCCGUUGCAACCCCAAAAUUCGUCGAUGAUCUCGUCGUCCUCAUGCUGGACUUUGAAGCCAGGAUCUCAGCAGACGACAUCGAAGCAGUAUUUCAAGAACUUGCCCUUACCAAACCCGACGAAGCACAGCAGUCGGAAGAGGCAAGCGUCUUGCUACUUUCGCAGCUCAUCAACUCCAUCUCUGCCCUCUCCGCCACAGAUGCAUUCGCGCAAAAUUUCAACGUCCGCAGUGCAGUCAUCGAACGCAUUCGCGCGAAACUCAAAUACCCAACAAGCAAAUCUCCCUCUGCGGUCUGUGCAUGCGUUAUGCUAGGUAACCUCGCCAUGUCAGAUGAAGUCUGUAUCGACAUGGUAAGUAUCAUGCAACUUCAUCUGCCGCUGCGAGAUAUGUUGUUCUUCGACAAACAUUCCGCGCUACUGUACGCCGCACUGGGUUUCCUACGACAUCUGGCAUUCCCGGAGCAAAAUCGCACGGAACUUGGUGAUGCGAGGGUCGUUGAGGCAUGCCAUGCGUACCUUGUCAAAGAAGCGGAUGAUCCAGCUGUGAGGGGUGAAGUUGCGGCCUUGCUGUGUAAGCUGGUGACCAACAACCCGAAGAACAUUGAAAGGGUGGUAUUUGACCGGGUUGGAGAAAGCAAAGACGAACAAGGCGAACUACCGCUUGAGUCAGUAUCGAAUGGACCGACGUGCUUUGAAGAUCUGGUCAAACAGUCCCUCGUGCCCGGAAAACCCUUACCGAGCACGUCGAUGAAGAACAUGAUGGUCGAAGCGGGACGGACCAUCGUGGCAAUACUCAGAUAUCUGGGAAGAGCGGUUACAGGCGGAGACUUGGACGUCGAUGCGGUUCGACUGCGCAUGUUCGAAUGCCCAGAUGUUGCCCGACCACUGGCUAAGCUCGUACGCCAACGCUUCUACGCAGAUGCGCGAUCAGAAGGUUUGCUAGGACUUGGACUUAUGGCACAGAGUCCUGAAGGCGCUUCAAGGGUGAUUGAUGAGAUCAAGGAUGAUGCUGGACUGCUAGAAGCUAUCAAGGAGUUUGCAGAAGGCAAAGAUGGUGGUGCUGAGCAACAGGGCCAGGCAGCUGGAAGGGACUACCAAAAUGCGGUCGUGCUGCUACAGGCUUUGCAGAAUCACUGGGUAUGUUCCAUGGCAUAG